This is a messenger RNA of Ramularia collo-cygni, 861 nucleotides long. Its product is annotated as related to novobiocin biosynthesis protein novR. The transcript is spliced from 7 exons. The record is from RefSeq and is a predicted model, not a curated record. Gene Ontology annotation, cellular component: cytoskeleton. Gene Ontology annotation, molecular function: actin filament binding. NCBI's taxonomy places the organism in Eukaryota, Fungi, Ascomycota, Dothideomycetes, Mycosphaerellales, Mycosphaerellaceae. The coding region runs from base 1 to 861 and encodes 286 amino acids.
AUGGCUCCAACGGCAACAUCCACCCUCGCAGGCGAGAGCACAGGCAAUGCUGAAGUUGGCGCUUUGGGCAAAUCGAAGUCGGGCAAGCAAUUGAAGAUAAGGUCGUACCCUAAGUUCGAAUCUCUUGAAGCAGAACGGCUUUAUCGAAAGCAGCAUCUUGCUGCGGCUUUCCGUGUAUUUGCCGAGCGAGGCUUUGACGAAGGCGUCGCUGGUCACAUCUCUUAUAGAGACCCAAUAUUGACAGACCAUUUCUGGCUAAACCCGCUGUCCAUGCAUUUCUCGCAAAUCAAGGUAUCGGACCUAAUUCUGGUGGAUGAAGAGGGCCUCGUGGUAGAGGGUGACCAGCCAAUCAACGCGGCAGCGUUUGCGAUCCAUUCCGCCAUUCACAAGGCAAGACCUGAUGUCCACGCAGCAUGUCAUGCGCAUAGCGUCUAUGGCAAAGCCUUUUCCGUCUUUGGCCGCGAACUUGACAUGAUAACGCAGGAUAGCCUCAGAUUCUACCGCGACCAUUCCGUUUACCCUCAAUUCGGGGGCGUUGUGAUAGACAGAGAAGAAGGACGGCGCAUAGCAGAGCACCUGGGCUCUUGCAAGGCCAUCAUUCUCCAAAAUCACGGUCUGCUCACUGUUGGGGAGACUGUCGACGCCGCCGCCUUCUUCUUCUUAUCUCUGGACAAAACUUGUCAUGCUCAGCUCCUGGUGGACGCGGCAGCACACGGCAGUGGCCACAAAAAGACGUUCAUUGGCGAAGAGGAGGCGCGAGACAGCUACGAGCAAGUUGGUCUUCCAUCGAAAGGUUGGCUCAGCUUCCAGCCAUAUUAUGAUGAGAUUUUAGCAAAGACCAAUGGCAGCUUCCUUGGGUGA